This is a messenger RNA of Toxorhynchites rutilus septentrionalis, 5033 nucleotides long. RefSeq names its product bromodomain-containing protein DDB_G0270170 (gene cindr). The transcript has 7 exons. The record is from RefSeq and is a predicted model, not a curated record. Bases 801 to 3431 code for a protein of 876 amino acids. Gene Ontology annotation, molecular function: protein binding. Lineage: Eukaryota; Metazoa; Arthropoda; Insecta; Diptera; Culicidae.
ACAACAACAAGAUCAUCAUUAUCAUCAACAGAAAGUGUUUGCGUUUGCCUUUGCCAGCUGGAAUAUAGAAGUGAUCGCACAGUGACCGCCUCCUUCUCGCGACCCUAAACAUACUUGGUUGUGUUGUGUUGGUAGUGAAACUCCCUCCGCUCGAGAUCAUCGUCAUCAUUCAUACAUUUUCGUCAUAGGAUCAGUGUGUGCAAGCUCUCGCUUUUCGGUCAAAUCGAGAGAAAGUGUAAACAUCUAAUGCUGCAAAGUGUUGUAAUUCUUUCGAACGGUGAUUUCCAAGCCCAAAACAACAUCGGUGGGGCGAGUCGACAACAAAUGAGAAUAUAAAAGUAUAGGCAAAACAAAAAUAAUAACGAAAGAUUCAAAAAUGUAAAGAAACAAAAAUAAUUGUGAUAAACUCAAAGUGUGAUCCUAACAACAACAAGUGAGUGCGCUGGAGAAGAAAGGGGGCAGUGAACGAAAUUAAUUCAUCCGUCGUGGCUUACGGCGGCUCGAGUCGGUGAGCCAGGGCCUGGCUGUGGCUACCAUUGACACAAAGAAGAAAACAAGAAUUCCGCUAGAGUGUGUGGUGAAGCGGUCACCGCGCAGCACACCACAGUCCAGUCCACAUAGUGUGCAUGAGAGAGGGGCCUUCACUUCGUAAGAAAACGAUACACACAUAUUACGUAUCGCGCGAUAGGCUCUGGAGCAACAGAGGACUCUGACGGCGGAAAUGGAGAAAACUGGAGAAGUCAAAAAUAUGAAAUCGAACUUGACUGACGGCUGACUAACUGAAAGCGGACAAUGAUAAAAUGGUACCCCACAAGAUAAGAGUGAGCGCCAUCGUCGAGUACGACUACACGGCCAAGGAGACGGAUGAGCUAACGCUGAAGAAAGGUGCCAUCAUUACCAACAUCAAAAUUCAGCCCGGCGGCUGGUGGGAAGGUACACUGACGGCAACCGGCAGGACCGGUAUGUUUCCGGAUAACUUUGUUCGUGUGCUGGAACCGGACGAUAAGAAUCCAGUCGUGUUGAGGGAUAAAACAGCUACCCUGAAUCGAAGAUGUAAAGUUAUUUACAGCUACCGAGAGAACAAACCAGAUGAGCUGACGUUAGCGGUCGGUGAUGUCAUAGAGAUUUUCGAAGAAGUCGAGGAAGGCUGGUGGCGGGGUAAGUUGAACGGAAAGAUUGGAGUUUUCCCGUCCAACUUUGUCGAACCGAUCGAAUCCGCCUCGCCGACAUCUGCGAAUCGUAGAAGCAGUACCGGAGUGAAACCGGUACUUGAGAGCAGUUUAGCAGUUAGUAAUCUUUCGAAAAGCAACAGUUUGAACAAAAGCCGAAGCAGUUUGAACAGCUCCAGGGAAGAUCUGGAUCAUGUGACGUUGGCUCAGCAGCAGCAGCAACAAUUACUAGCGGAUGCACCCUCGCUUCCUCCGAAGCCUGUACGGGAGUUGUGCAGGGUUUUGUUUGCCUACGCACCAGCGAAUGAUGACGAGCUGAAACUCAACGAAGGGGACAUCAUAACGAUACUUACCAAGGACCUGCCCGAUAAGGGCUGGUGGAAGGGAGAAUUAAGGGGCCGCAUAGGGGUUUUUCCGGACAAUUUCGUCGUACUGCUCCCACCAGAAGUUUCCCCCGUCAAGGAAACCAUGCUGGCAAAACCGGAACGGCCACCACCCGGAAGCAAAGUCUCCAUAGGCAAACACAGCGGCACCAACCAACAACAAAAUAGCUCCUAUCGUAAGGAAAGUUUCGGUUCGAAGGAUUCACUCAACGAGCCCAGCACACAGUCAACGGGUUCACCCACCUUCGGCAAUGUGGCUGCCCACCGGAAGUCACUCGAGCACAGAAACAUGGAGAUUUCAGCAGCUGCCAGCAAUCUGAUCGCUGGCACGGGUGCCGUUCCGACUGCUGCACCGGUCACCGAGAAGCCCCCUCGGAAGAGUCUGGAGAGCAAAACGUCCGAAAUCCGCAAAAGCUUGGAAAAUUUGGACGAAAAGAAGGCGACGCCGCCGCCAGUGCUCGGAAAGAAACCCCAGGUCCCCAUCAAGAAAAGUCCCUCGAUUACGAGUGUGACUGGAAAUUUGUUCUCUGGGCUGAAGCAGAAGGUGAAGGGCGAAAGCAAAAGCACAAGCCAGGAUAGUAUGGAUGGUGUUGGGGGAAGUAAGAUGAGGUCGGAGGUGGCGGAUAAUAACGAGAAAAAUAUUAGCGGCGAGAGGCUCUCCAAGGACGAAUCGGAAUUCGGCCACGUCGAGCGUGGUUCGGUGCUUAAAGACAUGCGCGCAAAUCGGGCAAAGGCUCCCAAAAGAAGACCUCCCACGUCAGCCGGCAGUAUCAUUAGUGACUCUGGUAGCAAUGGAAUGAGCAAUGGAAAUUCUGGUUUGUUCCACCAGUUGUCGCAAAAUUCUUCGGAACCGGAUCCAACAAAGCCUGAUUUGUUGAAUGUAAACAAUCACACCAAUGCCAACAACGAGGAUGAGUUUAUCGCCAAGCCCAAGGCGCGAGAGUGGGAAAAGCACAAAGUGCCUUGGAUGGAUGAAUUGAAGGCAAGCCAGGCGAAGAAAACUUCUCCGAACGUUAGCGAAUCGAAAUCGCCGGAGCAUCUAUCAGUGACAUCCAGUAGCAACCACCACCAUCAGCACCACCACCAAGAAGAAUCCAAAUUUGAGAAUAUUUCCAAAUCGUUCCACAUAAGCUCAUCAAGUUUAGUGUCAUCCACAGUGUCUGGCUCGUCAGCAAGAGCAAGACUAACGGAACGAUCAGCCACCGCCAGUGCGGCAGAUGUCACCUCCAGCACAACGACGAUCAACAACAACAAUAAUAAUAAUCACAGUUCCUUCGACUUGAUUGCGUCCAGUAGGAAGGAGACUAGCCAUCAGCAGCACGCGUUAGCUACCGCCAAUAGCGUGGAGCAAACCACCAACAGCGUUAUGACAAAGUCAAUGUCAGCACUUUCAACCAAAAUUGCCAUCUCUUCGGACAGCGCUGGUGCGAACAACGCUAACGACACCUCCAGUUCCACCAACAGCAGUCGGCCCAUCAGCGUGAACCUGCGAAAUCGCAGUAUAUCACCUACGCCCAUCUCUAGAAACACAAAAACGAUCCACAUUACAUCGUCAAGUGGUCCUCCGGAGCUGCCAGCAACGACCGCAACAGUACCACCAAGCAACAACAUCAACAACAACAACGGAGCACCGAGCGGUGGAUCCACGACAACCACCGCCAUCGGAGCUAAUGCGGGCCCUCCCACAGCCAUCACCUCGGAUAAUGUUUGCUCGCGAGUGCAAGAUCUGGAGCAGAAGGUCAACCGAAUGGAGAGACAGCUCAGCGCGCAGAAUGGUUUGAUCGAGGAGCUUAAACGGCUGCUGCGCGACGAAUCCGACAAGGUGAAAACGCUACAGAAAGAGCUGGAGAAAUACGCGCAGUGUGUGACGCAGGUAUGAUAAAUCCUUCUCCGGGGUUUCGUUCACAUUUCGCUAGUUUCCCGAUAGUAGUUCUGCGCUGGUGGGUGAAAUACUCUCAGCGGGUUCCGGUACUCAACAAAAAAAAGGAGAUUCAUCCUAGCAUUUCAUUCUAUACGCGCAGCAUGAAGUCGGUCGGUAUUCGGGCUAGAGAUACGUUGGGAGGAAGGUUAGCCAAUUUUGAACACUAUUACGACUAAAGAUCUUUACACAUUCAUACCGAGUCUUACCUUUCGUAGUGCACAUAAAAAAACAAAUCUUACAACCAUUCUACCGCGAUAGUAAGAGAGAGAGAGAGAGAGAGAGAGAGAGAGAGAAAGAGAGAGAGAGAGGCGGAGAAAUUUUAGUAUUAAUGGGUAGAGAAGAACUUUGUCUUAGAGCAGCCGAUAUGAAUCGCGCGUUGUUGGAUGGAAGCAAAGCCCUUCAAGCGUGCGAAACACAAAUUUAUAAUUUUUCGAAAAACGACGAUUGAAAAGCAUCGCACAACACAAAAUUGCUACAAUGUAGUGCUAGGCUCUCUGGGGGGCUUGUUUAUCGAGAACAAAAUCGGAGCUAAUUUCCCGAAGUAUUGUUACACAUUUUCUGUUAAAUUCACACUGUUAUUAACCCCUGAGCUAACGUCUAGUAGUAGGAUAAAUGAAUGAUUUCAUUGGAUAAUAUUUCGGGGAGUGAGAUUCUUUCGAUUUCAUUUUAAGCAUUUUUCUGAUUCUACACUUUGCUUUAAAAUUCAGCCGAUUCUAUGUUCGAACAAGUUGUUCGUUUUCUGAUACUAUUCCAAUCUCUUAUUAAGACCACCAUUCAUUCCAACGAGUUACAAAUUUUACAUUCCUUCCAACAAUUGAAUUUAACAGUAUUUUUGCUGAUGUGUGUAAUUGUGUAUCCUUUAUCCCGUGACAUAAUGGGACUCGGAAAAAAAAGAAUGCAUUGCGUUCUAUUUCAUUUAUGCAUAACCUAAGUGUAUUUGUUGCAUUUAUGUGAGAGAUUUAUUUUUAUAUAAAAAUAUUGUGUAUAUUCACUCGAAUUGAACCAUGAGAAAUGAUGGGUGGUCUCGCAAACAACUAUACUGAAAUUCAAGGCAUGUGAAAGGAUAGUUACUGAAGGCAACCGAUGUUCGAUGACCAACUAAGUAGAAAUCGAAGGCUAAUACAGCUGUUAAGUUGAGGAUUUGUGGCAGAUUCAUGCUUACAUACAAUCUUAGAAGUACGUACCGUCGCAUAAGCAUAAAGUAACGAGUAGCAGCGUUAAAUAUACGUGAAUUGUACAACAAAUCAAGCCGAUAGAGUUAUCUAUCGUUACCUAACAAUCUUUGUGGAAUUGUGACAGAAAAUAAAAAUGAAUGAUUGUACACCAAUUGAACACACGCGAACAUUCGAACGGUUCUAUAUUUCUGGCAUGAUGGCACUCGAGCCAUUUUCUGUACAUAAUUGAUAGAAAUAAUCCUUAUACAUACAAUAUUUUUAUUUAGCAUUUGAAUUCCACGAAUAAAGCAUACGAUCGCUUUAUACACACAUACAAUAUUGAAUUCAUGAUACAUGAUACAACUUAUGUAAUAUUAUUCUAAUAAAUUCGCUUUUGCAAAUAGAA